ACGGUCAUGAAAGGUUGCUACCGACGAAGAGCCGGCGUCCGAAACAAACAUUUUCAAAAUAACAUUUCCCAGAGUCUUCCGUUCUGUGCGUGAGUGUACGGUCCGCGACUUUGAGUACGUCUUGAGUGCUUGAAAAAGCAAUGUAAACAUAUCGCCUAUGAAAACUGACCUAGCACAAGAAACGUUGAGGAAGUAACUGACCUAAGUCAAGCUCGAUAAAACGAAACCAGGAUUUGGACAAUAUAAAUGAGGAACAGGAAACCUUUAAAUACAUAGAGAUAGAACUGUAGUUCUUUGUUCAGUACUUACACAUUAAUAGUGAGCAGUGAAAAAUAUCGAAGAAUUUCCAAUUUAUAAACGGAAUAAGUGCUGGAAAGUGUGAAAAAAUUCUGAACCGAUUUAAAAACCGUGGCAGUCUUGAGUUAAAGAAAACUGAAUUAAUGUUCUCCACACCGGCUUUGCGGCUCUGAAUCCGGCUCUCAUUCCCCUCAUCCAUGCGCAACUAAUUUGCAAUGAUGAGUUAUCAGAAAGGUCUCAAGGAUCCAAGCGUGGACAGGCACACGAGUAAAGCCAAAUCCCGGCAUUUCACGGUCAACGGUCUUCUGAGUGCCAAUAACACGCUCCAGCAGCAGCAGAACCAAUACAACCUGCAGCCCUCGAAUGACAGUCGCAACAUCUACAACAAUCCCUAUAUUCCGCCGCAGCAGCAGCAGCAGCAGCAACAGCAGCAACAGCUGCAGCAGCAGACGCAGCAGCGCACCGCCCACCUGUUCAAGGCACUGGCUGCCUCCGCUGGCGGCACCAACAGCCUGACCCAUCCCUACGACUUCUCCAACUCAUCCUCCUCCUCCAACGCCAACAACGAGCACCAGGGAUCAUCCUCGUCGGAAGCGGAGAACGCCUUCCUAACUCAUAAUAACGGUAAGCCCGGACUUUGGAUUCUAAAAAUGUAUUUGCUAGCUGCAAGGUUUUUGGUCACGACUUUCGAAAGCAUCAGUAGUUCUGCCUCACUCGCCAAUCGAUAAAACACUUUCUA
Messenger RNA from Drosophila subpulchrella, 1036 nucleotides. Its product is annotated as myb-like protein AA. The record is from RefSeq and is a predicted model, not a curated record. The transcript is spliced from 6 exons. Lineage: Eukaryota; Metazoa; Arthropoda; Insecta; Diptera; Drosophilidae. The coding region runs from base 513 to 1025 and encodes 170 amino acids.